This is a messenger RNA of Erythranthe guttata (spotted monkey flower), 1083 nucleotides long. The record is from RefSeq and is a predicted model, not a curated record. Lineage: Eukaryota; Viridiplantae; Streptophyta; Magnoliopsida; Lamiales; Phrymaceae.
AUGCCUCCCAAAUAUUUGUUCCUAAUUGUGCUAUCGGUUCUUGCAAUCCCAUCUUUAGCCAAUUACGAUGAGAGUUUUGGCAUUGAUGGGCAAGAUUUGCACAAGGUCAAGCCACCUUCUCAUGCACCCGCACCAAAGCACAAAUGGGACGAUGAGUUAGAUUUAGACGAUGACGAACUUCUCCCAGUCCCUACUCACAAGCCAAUUCAUCCGCCGAAACACGCACCUGCACCCGCGCCGAAGCACAAGCCGACUCAUACACCCACAUCCAACCACAAGCCAUCUAAAGCACCUGCACCUGCACCCAAACACAAAUGGGACGACGAGUUAGAUUUAGACGAUGACGAACUUCUCCCAGUCCCUACUCACAAACCAAUUCAUCCACCAAAACACGCACCUGCACCUGCACCCAAGCACAAGCCGACUCAUGCACCUGCAUCCAACCACAAGCCAUCUAAAUCACCGGCACCUGCACCCAAACACAAAUGGGACGACGAGUUAGAUUUAGACGAUGAUGACCUUCACUUAGUCCCUAUUCUCAAGCCAAUUCCUCAGCCAAAACACGCACCUGCACCCGCACCCAAGCAUAAGCCAGUUCGUGCACCCGCAUCCAACCACAAGCCAUCUAAAGCACCCGCACCUGCACCCAAACACAAAUGGGAUGACGAGUUAGAUUUAGACGAUGAUGAACUUCACCCAGUCUCUACUCACAAGCCAAUUCAUCCGCUAAAACACGCACCUGCACCCGCACCCAAGCACAAGCCAGUUCGUGCACCUGCACCUGCACCCAAACACAAAUGGGACGACGAGUUAGAUUUAGAUGAAGAACUUCACCCAAUCCCUACACACAAGCCGACUCAUCCACCAAAACAUGCACCCGCACCUGCACCCAAGCACAAACCAUCUCAUGCACCCGCACCUGCACCCAAGCACCAUAAAAAGACCCCGUUUGAUGAAGAUUUCGAUUUGGGAGAAGAAGAGAUUAUUGACCAUGAACAUAAGCCCAAGCACCAUGCCCCGUCCAAGGCACCCGAAGUCGCCCCUACGCCUUCUCGAACAAUCGACUUAUUCCGAUUGUUCUAA